AUGGUUACCGAAGAUGACAGUCGAUGGCCAAUAGGUCUGUACGACAUGUCCGGCCGAAUGGGGAAAUUGGAUUGUUAUAAGGACUUUGACUCUCCAUUCUUUGGUCUCAACGAUCAGAUCAUAGCCGAGUCUGACCCACAGGCCAGGUUGCUUCUCGAAGUGGCCCACGAGGCUAUGCUCGACGCAGGUGUGAAUCCUCAGGAGUUGAGGGGAACAAAGACUGGAGUAUACGUUGGAGUUUCCAUUUACUCCAUGACUGACGGCUACCCCGAAGACGGACAGCCGGACUUACACGAGAGUAUGCAGACUCUUAUGGUUCAGGUGUUGGCCAAUAUGAAGACCCUCUACUCCAGCCGUAUAUCGUUUGCUAAUGACUUUAAGGGCCCGUGUCUUGUAGUGGACACCGCCUGUUCGGCCAGUCUUAGCGCCCUCACACUGGCCUGCAAUGAUUUGCUGCUAGGGUUGCCAACUGGUCAAGGCAAUACGGACUACGCGAUAGUGUGCGGCACUCAUAUGGAUUUCGAGCCCUUUAUCUUUCAGUUUCAACAAGAGUUGGGAAUCUGUUCGCCGGACGGUAUGUCCCGUGUAUUGGACGCCGCGGCCAAUGGCUUCGUAAAGGCAGAGGCCGUGUGCUGUGUGUUCUUACAGCGCCGUCAGUGCGCCCGCCGUCUGUACGGACACAUAUUGACGGCCAAAAUGAAUGUCGACGGACACAAAAAGAUGGGAAUGUUUUUCCCCUCGUCUGAGGCUCAGGAGGAACUGAUGCGCAUGACGUACACCGAAGCCAACAUCGAUCCCAAAAAGAUUACCUUCAUUGAAGCCCACGCCACCGGCACCAAGGCGGGCGAUCCUCAAGAGGUGAAAGCGAUAUACAACGCGUACUGUGAGGGCCGGACUGAGCCCUUGCCGUUGGGGGCGUUGAAGAGCAAUAUGGGUCACUCGGAAGCCGGCUCUGGGGUCGCGGCUGUCAUUAAAGUGAUGAUCGCUUACGAGAAUGAAUGCAUUCCUCCGAACAUUAACUUUAAAACAUUAAAAGGAGAUAUAGAGAAAUAUUUCCCACCACUUCUGGCCAUUACUGAAAAAUAUCCGUACACUCCGGGUCUCGCCGGUGUUAACAAUUUUGGCAUCGGUGGGUCAAACGCACACGUAUUGCUCGAACCGAACCAUAAGUUGGGAACGAGUGAUGGCUUUCUAAUCGCGGAAACGAUUCCCAGAAUUGUCAACAUUUGCGGCCGAACUGAAGAUGCGGUCAAAUAU
Messenger RNA from Medioppia subpectinata, 1257 nucleotides. The record is from the annotation of a GenBank genome assembly. NCBI's taxonomy places the organism in Eukaryota, Metazoa, Arthropoda, Arachnida, Sarcoptiformes, Oppiidae.